UGGUGCGGCCUCACCUUCCUCCAGCGGCCGGGGCAGGACCCUGAGCCGCGGCCACCGUGGGUGGGCAGGGGGAGCCGACCUUCCCUUCCCCUUCCCGUCCCGUCCCGUCCCGUCCUUCCCUUCGCCGCCGCUUCCUCUCGGUCCCGCCGCCCCGUGCUCGUGCCGAGGAGCCGCGCCGGCGCGAGGUUCCCAGCCGAUGGGCAGCCCCCGCGCGCACUAAGGGGCCGGGCUUCGAGCGGCGGAGUAGAAAAUGAUGCAUCCUGUUGCCAGCAGUAAUCCAGCUUUCUGUGGGCCUGGCAAGCCUUCCUGCCUCAGUGAGGAUGCCAUGAGAGCUGCUGAUCAAUUUGACAUAUAUUCCUCACAGCAAAGCAAAUACAGCCAUACAGUCAGCCACAAACCAAUGGCUUGUCAGAGGCAAGACCCCUUAAAUGAAACACACUUGCAGACUACAAGUGGCAGAAGCAUAGAGAUAAAAGAUGAACUAAAGAAAAAGAAAAAUCUCAACCGAUCUGGUAAGCGAGGCCGACCAUCAGGAACUACCAAAUCCGCAGGAUACCGGACCAGCACAGGCAGACCUCUGGGAACCACCAAAGCAGCUGGAUUUAAGACAAGUCCAGGCAGACCUCUGGGUACAACUAAAGCUGCGGGAUACAAAGUCAGUCCAGGGAGACCUCCAGGUAGCAUUAAAGCUCUCUCCCGUCUUGCCGACCUUGGUUACGGCUGUGGCACUGCUGCCUUUCCUUACCCUAUGAUGCAUGGCAGAGCAGUUCAUGGGGUAGAGGAAACUAGCAGCGAAGUAAAGCCACCCAAUGAGUGAAUUGAGGCAGGAAAGGGGAUCAAUUUAAAGGAAGAUUGUCGAUAAUCCCAAAGCUUCUUGAAUUUAUUUUGACAUACAUGAUUGAUGGCCUGGGUUCUCCAAAUUUGUUUGUUUUCCUGUGUUUGUUUUUUCAUUCCUGCUUUUGCUCAGAAACUUCCAUAUGCAGAUCAAUGCUCUCAGAGCAUUAGUAGUAGAAUUAUGUUUGUACAUAGGCUCACUUGAUGUUUGCUUUUCCUUUAGUUAAUGGGCAUAUCACAUAUAUCAUUACUAAUUUGGGGCUAUUCUAACUAUAAGAUUUAUGUGAUGAACAACUGAAACCAUUAAUUAGUUUCUAAAGUAAGUCUACAAUAUAAUAAAGAUAAUUUUCAAGGUAUUUUUAGUUGAUGGGACAAAGUAAACUAAUGAAUGAUUCAGGAUGACUUGGACUAAUGGCUCUAAUGUUUUGUAUCAUUUAUUUUCACAAGACAGGACACAUUUAUAUAUGCUUUGGCAUUCACACAGAUUUCAGAUGUUAAAAAUCUUAUUUUUAAUGUUCUAGGAUUAAGCCUCUUAUUUCUUGAUCUAUGUGGUAAUUGAUUUAACCAUAUUCCAAAAAGAAUUCUUUAAUGUUUACCUUUAGCAAUGAUAGGUUGUGUAUUUUUAAUUGCUUAAGAGCAU
Molecule: messenger RNA, 1474 nt
Organism: Suncus etruscus (white-toothed pygmy shrew)
Lineage: Eukaryota; Metazoa; Chordata; Mammalia; Eulipotyphla; Soricidae
Gene: C14H5orf24
Product: chromosome 14 C5orf24 homolog
Exons: 2
Coding region: 251-817 (188 amino acids)
Source: RefSeq, a predicted model, not a curated record